Molecule: messenger RNA, 1123 nt
Organism: Labeo rohita (rohu)
Lineage: Eukaryota; Metazoa; Chordata; Actinopteri; Cypriniformes; Cyprinidae
Gene: tomm20b
Product: translocase of outer mitochondrial membrane 20b
Exons: 5
Coding region: 124-564 (146 amino acids)
Biological process (GO): protein import into mitochondrial matrix; protein targeting; tRNA import into mitochondrion
Cellular component (GO): mitochondrial outer membrane translocase complex; mitochondrial outer membrane
Molecular function (GO): transmembrane protein transporter activity
Source: RefSeq, a predicted model, not a curated record
UGACGUCACCGGGGUCUUUUCUCGUGUGUGGCUCCGUGAGGGUCAUGCAGUGCGUCUGAUCUCUGUUAUUAUUGUCGUUUCUCGGGUCUGAUCUCGUGUCGUGUGGUUUUAAUCUCUCUCGUCAUGAUGGGCGGCAGCAGCAGCAGGAUCGCGGCUGGUUUGGGCGCGGCGCUCUUCGUCGGUUACUGCAUUUAUUUCGACAGAAAGAGACGGAGUGACCCAAACUACAAGAACAAACUACGAGAACGAAGAAAAAAGCAGAAGGCGGCUCAGGAGAAAGCUGGAUUAUCAAGGUUACCAGACCUGAAAGACGCCGAAGCCGUUCAGAAAUUCUUCCUUGAGGAGAUUCAGCUCGGAGAAGAACUGCUGGCGCAGGGUGACUACGAGAAAGGUGUGGAUCAUCUGACGAACGCGAUCGCCGUGUGCGGUCAGCCGCAGCAGCUCCUCCAGGUCCUGCAGCAAACGCUUCCUCCUCCAGUCUUCCAGAUGCUCCUCACCAAACUCCCCACUAUCAGCCAGCGUAUCGUCAGCGCUCAGAGCGUCAGCGACGACGACAUCGAGUAGAAAACCUCCGGCAGCUGUGACAUCACUUCCUGUCUGCUUCGAAUCAGUCAAUCGCUCUGUCCCGCCCCUUUCCAUCCAGUUCUCAAACACUGAACGCACGGAUACGGAUUUAAAGAAGUGUUUAGGAUAAAAAGUGUUUUGUUUUGAAUUUGAGCUUCUGAGUUUGUCCUGUUGAAGUUGACGUGUAUUUCGGUGUAUUUGAAUGACGGAAAACAAGCAUGACCAGUUUUUUCAUCAAUUAUUUGUUUUACUAACAAGGCAGUUUGGGUUAACAAAAUCAUGAAAUAUGCAAGCGGCAAAUCAACAUGUCGACGGGAUGUUUACGGUGUCCUUCGUCUAUCAUCGACUAGCGCUGAAAGCAGCCGGUUAAAGAAAACACUCACGAGAGGACGUGCUGCUGUCAUGUAUCUGUGUUCAUGUAUUUAAGUUAUUUUUAAAGGUUGUGAGACGUCUAAUGUGGUAUCGUGGGAUAUGAAGCACGUUUAAAGGUGCUCUGUUUCAAGUAGGGGAGAGUUUCCUCUUUUUUUAACUCCAAAAUAAAAAAAAAUCAAUGUAUCAA